Acanthosepion pharaonis is the source of this 1326-nucleotide messenger RNA. NCBI's taxonomy places the organism in Eukaryota, Metazoa, Mollusca, Cephalopoda, Sepiida, Sepiidae. The record is from the annotation of a GenBank genome assembly.
AUGCUGGAAUUUGAACCUGUUAUCUAUCGAUUACUCAAUAUCAAGGUCACUCAAAAGCAUAAUUUUGAAAUUCUUCCUACUGAUGAAACCUUCAUGGUGUGGCCAGAAUUCCAACCUUUACUGUUAAAUUCAAUGACGAAAUCAAGUGAUGAAUAUCAGGAUUUACAAAGCAACUCAGCAGAUUCACUAGAUGGACUAAAAAAAUGGAAAAAUGUUGCAAUUGAAGGAAUGGAAUUUGCUGCCAAGCACUUUAAAUCUUUUCUUCCCCCUGUGGUAAAAUCACUGAGUCCUGUUGGGGUGCCAUACAUGUUGUGGGAACUCAAGAAGUACCAUGCACUUCUGGGUAUAUUACCACCAAAUAAUCAGUACCAUCCUCCCAAAGUUGAGGAUGAUGAUGCAAUUUUCUAUACAUUACUAUCUAUGUUUCAUCCACGGCCUUUUCUUCUGACUCGAUUUGGUCCACAUGGUGCUGUUGCUUGUGUAAGAGCCUAUAAUGAUCAAUAUUUUGACAUUGUUUUCAGGAUGCAUGCAGAGUUCCAGUUAAAUGAGCCUCCAUUGCAGCCAUUUUGGUUUACUCCUGCCUACUUUUCAGGGAGCCUUAUUAUCAACAGAAAUGCUUCCUCUGUUCUUUAUUUUAGUUUAUCUGUUCCAAAUCAUAAUAAACUUAAUGUUGAUAUGGAGUGGCUGACAGAUGAUAGUGUUGAUCAAGAAAAUAUGAUGGUUGACAUUGGUUAUAUGCCUCAGAUGGAACUCAAGUCCAUGACUCCUUCAAAGAAGGCUGAUGAACAAAUCCCACAUAGUAGCAGUGAUUCAGAUCAAGUUUUUGAGCAGAUAUUAAUCAACUCUGAGAAGCCAUCCAUAUCUUGGACAGAAGAGAUCACUACAGACGAAGCUAUGGAUAUACUAAGUGUCAAAAUGUUUCCUUUUAAAGAGGUGCCUUAUUACAACUUUACAACUGCAUUUGAGAAAGCUAAGAAAGAAAAUAAAUUAGUCCAUUCAAUUAUUCUAUGGGGAGGUUCGCCUGUUCUCUCUUUACUCAAGAAAAGUUUCAUUAGCAGCUUCUCCCUUGUGCUGGAUCUUCAGGAGUUAAAGAAUGAUCCCUGUCCUGAGGUUGCAGAACUGGCUAAGAUUUCUCUUGAUAACUAUAGCUUUCCUGCCAUGAUGAUGGUGCAAUUGCCCAAUGGUACAGUUGUGACAAAGAUUAAUGCAAAUGAAUUACUUGAUAUGAAUACUCUAAUGUUGGAAACAGGAUUCUUUCAUCCAUCAAGUCUAAUCUACAAAAGAUUCUUGGAGAAAGGUAUCAAGAUGAGUGGUGACUAUCUUUAA